ACAGAAAAACACACAGGCACACACACAAGUCACAUACACACUAAGCUUUCUCUUCCUCCUCCUUCUGUCACAUUAUGCUAUUCUCAUAUAGAUAUUACAUGCUCAAACCUAAAAACACACAGAGCACCAUCUCUGCAGUUGUUACAGAAAAAUCUGCACACUCUUAAAGGCAGAUAUUUAAACAGACACAUACAUUCAUAGCUAUACACAGAUAGAACAGACGCUCCAUUCUUCUGCAAGGGACCUCUUCCACAAACAAAGCUCAGACUCGGUGUUAAAGGAAAACAGAUAUACGAAUACCCACAAGCAACAUGUCAGGAAGCAAAUCACCGUUUAAAAAGAGAGCCAGUCUGCAGGCUCCCAGCACAGCAGAACUUCGAGGGUCACUAUUUCACCCCCUGCAAUCAGCCAAAUCUUUUUCUGGGACACCGCAUAGUCUCAAGCAGCUUAAUCGAGAACUAAGGACAUCUAUGGAGGGAAAAUACAAGGAGAUAGCAGAGGAGCUCUUCAGUCGCUCCCUUGCAGACAGCGAUAUGCGCUCUGCUCCAUAUGAAUUUCCAGAAGAGAGUCCUAUUGAAAAGCUGGAGGAAAGGAGGCAGCGUUUGGAGAGGCAAAUUAGCCAGGAUAUAAAACUUGAGCCUGAUAUUUUACUUAGAGCUAAACAGGACUUUCUGAAAAUUGACAGCAGUGCAGACUUACAGUUGUACAAAGAAGAACAUGAGGAUUUAGUCGAUCAUUUUUCAAAGGAUGUUCUUUUUGAGCGAGAAUAUCAAAGAGUAACUAUCUCUGGUGAUGAAAAGUGUGGGGUGCCAUUUACAGAUUUGCUGGAUGCUGCUAAAAGUGUUGUACGGGCUCUCUUUAUUCGUCAGAAGUAUAUGAACAUGUCUAUGCAGAGCUUCUGCAGGACCACUGCCAGGCAUCUAAAAGAGCUGAGUGAGGGAGCCCUGGACAGUCCUCCUCAGGAAGAAGGCCCAGACACUCCCGUGGCACCAGAUGCUCCUGUUCACCCUCCUUUUGCAGUGCAGCACCCAUAUGAAGUGUGUGAUCCCAGCAUUAUGCCCCCUGAUUUGGGCUUUGGACUAAAAAUGAUGAAUGGUGUGGUUCAUGUUUAUACAAAGCGUGAUGUCACUGACAUGAACACAGAGCUGGACCUUCCAUAUCCUGACCUGUCAGAAUUUGUGGCUGACAUGAAUGUCCUUAUGGCUCUGAUCAUAAACGGACCUAUUAAGUCAUUCUGCUACCGACGGUUGCAGUAUUUAAGUUCUCGCUUCCAGAUGCACGUUUUGCUCAAUGAGAUGAAGGAAUUGGCUGCUCAGAAGAAAGUUCCACACAGAGAUUUUUACAACAUAAGAAAGGUGGAUACUCAUAUUCAUGCAGCCUCUUGCAUGAAUCAGAAGCAUUUACUUCGUUUUAUCAAACGUGCAAUGAAAAAAAAUUGUGAGGAGAUUGUUCAUGUGGAGGGUGGAAAGGAACAGACUCUUCGUCAGGUCUUUGAAAACAUGAAUUUGACUGCAUAUGAUCUGAGUGUGGAUACUUUGGAUGUGCAUGCGGAUAGAAAUACGUUCCAUCGCUUUGACAAGUUUAAUUCCAAAUACAACCCAAUCGGAGAGUCUGUCCUAAGGGAAAUUUUCAUCAAGACGGAUAACAGGGUAUCUGGAACAUAUUUUGCACACAUUAUAAAGGAAGUGAUGUCAGACUUGGAAGAAAGCAAAUAUCAGAACGCAGAACUGCGUCUAUCAAUUUAUGGACGCUCUCGGGGAGAGUGGGAUAGUCUUGCUUGCUGGGCUGUUAAUCACAAAGUACAUUCUAACAAUGUUCGCUGGCUUGUGCAAGUUCCACGGCUCUUUGAUGUAUACCGCAGUAAGAAGCAGAUUUCUCACUUUCAGGAGAUGCUGGAGAAUAUUUUCCUGCCACUUUUUGAAGUCACUGUGAACCCAGCAAGUCAUCCAGAGCUUCACCUCUUCCUGGAACAUGUGGAUGGAUUUGACAGCGUUGAUGAUGAAUCCAAGUCAGAACAUCACAUGUUUAAUAUGGAUAGUCCACUGCCUGAGAACUGGACAGGAGAGGACAACCCUCCAUAUUCCUAUUACUUGUAUUACAUGUAUGCCAAUAUGACUGUUCUCAAUCACAUGCGCAGGCGGCGUGGAUUUCAUACUUUUGUGCUGCGGCCACACUGUGGGGAAGCAGGACCAAUCCAUCACUUGGUGUCUGCAUACAUGCUGUCUCAGAACAUCUCACAUGGACUUCUAUUACGCAAGGCGCCUGUAUUACAGUAUUUGUAUUACUUGGCUCAGAUUGGCAUUGCUAUGUCUCCUCUCAGUAACAAUAGUUUGUUCCUGAGUUACCAUAGGAAUCCACUACCUGAUUUCUUGUCUCGUGGUCUGAUGGUGUCUCUUUCUACUGAUGACCCAUUGCAGUUCCACUUCACAAAGGAACCUCUAAUGGAAGAAUACAGCAUUGCAACCCAAGUGUGGAAACUGAGCUCAUGUGACAUGUGUGAGCUGGCAAGAAACAGCGUGUUAAUGAGUGGCUUUCCUCACAAGGUGAAAAGCUAUUGGCUUGGACCAAAAUACUCACAGGAUGGACCUGAAAGCAAUGACAUUCGCAGGACCAAUGUUCCUGACAUUCGUGUUGGCUUUCGAUAUGAGACUCUCUGUGAAGAACUGACACUGAUCACGCAAGCUUUGCAGAGUGAGGAGCUUGAACCCAUCCCUGAAGAGGCUCUGUUCAUGGGGGUUGAGCUUGGUGGGGAAACCAAAGGAGAGUCUAAUAGCCAGAGUAUGGAGAAUGAGAAAAGACGACCCUAAACAAAGCAAAUACUUUAAAAGGGGGAUGGGAAUAGAGAAACUUUAAUGACCAUAAGCAUGGAGAAGCACCAGUAAAAAAGAUGAGGCAAUGGCCUUUGGAGCAUAAGAAAGAAAAAGAAACAUAAUUUUUUUUACUGUGGUUGUACCUGUAAAAGAAACAGAAAGAAGAGGCAGAUAGUCUAUAUGAGUGGUGAAAUGUUGUUUGCAAGUAUGUAGCAAAUGACUGAAGAAAUCAUGGAAAUGUGUGCUGCUCUAAAGAAAACAUAAAUAUGUUAAUGUAACUAUAGUUCUGAUAAAUGUUGGAAGAAAACCUACACAGUAAACAAGAGCUGAAAUUAAAAUAUAUGUGAAAGAAGCAGAGGAUGGGGAGAUUAAACACAGAUUGCCUCCUCCACUUGUGAGGAGGUAGGUGCCUAAGCAUGAAUAAUAUUGAGAACCCUGCAAUAUUAUGUUUAUAAAUAUAUAUAUAUUUUAAAAACUAUUAGAAUGAGAAAUUUAUCAUAUUGUGUAAAACCUCUGGUCAGAAAUGUUUAGAGUGUAAAGACAGUGACUAUUAUGCACAAAAGAGUGAGGCUUUUAUGCUUCAGAAAGAAAAAUAUCUAGUAUUACUGUCAUUUUUUCUGAAAAGGUAAUCAGCUGUAGAGACAGUGUCAGUAAAAUAGAGCAAACAGUGUGUAAUGGCAAAAUGUUGGCACUGGGGCAAUUGUUUUUAACUGAAGAAAGCUGGGAAAUCAAAUAAUUUUUAGGCUGGAAAAAAACUCUGUGAUCUGUUUAUAUAGUAGAGGAAAAAGUUGCAAUGAUUUUGUAAGGUGUAAAAUUAAAUGUCUCAAGCAAUGUCUUAUUUUAGCAUGUUCUCUGGUAUGCUUGCCUGUUCUGUUUUUAGAACAUCAGUUGUGUAAACCUCCCUGCUCAUGAUAACUCACCGGCACACUUGGGGGCAUUUUUAUUAUGUUGUGUAAAAAAACGGCAAGAAAAUUUGCCACACAUCUCCAAGCUUCGCUAUGUAAAAUCAGCAUAAAACACAGCAUAAUAAAUAUGCCCCUAGAUCUUGCCACAACUGCAGUGCAAUGAACAUAUCCAGAAAAUCCUAAUCCACACUAUGGGGGAUAUUUACUAAUGGGGGGGUUCUGAUUUGGAUUUUUUAGCACUGAAAAAAAAGGUUGCAACUUUUUUCGUGAUUUACUAUGUGACAAAACUGUGCAAAUUCUAUAUCUGAAAAUACCCCAUCAAAAACCCGUUGAUCAUGUAGACGUCAAUGGCAAAUGUCUAUUCCCUUCUCUGGAAGACCUUUCUUUGCUUUGAAUUGAGGAAUUGAGAUUUUGGACUUUUGAUGCUGGCUUUUGUGUGGCAAUUUAAAAAUAUCAGACAUUUAUGAAAAUUAGUUUAUUCAAAUGUUUUUUUUUUUUUAGGCUGGGAGAAACUAGAGUUGUAGUAAAUCUGCCUCCACAAGUAGGAUAAACUGCUUAAAAAUCAAGAAAUCUUCAACCAAACCAUAUUUGCCCAAAGUGUACAUUGUGGUAAAAAAUUUCCCUGUAGUGUGUGCCUAAAACAUAUAAAAGAUUGAAAAGAGCAUGUGGAUGCCAUACUAAUCAUCUGUUAUGUACCUGAAAUCCUAGACCUACUACUGUGCCUCUGUACUACGGUGUUAUAUCACAAAAACAAGUUGGAAUAAAACAAUUCAAUUAUGUAUUAUGUUAGCUAUAGUGCAUUGUGACAUUUAAAUCUCUACACAAUUCCUCUCACACUUAAUCAUCCACAUGUACUUUGCACUUAUGUUGUAUAUUGACUUGAUACACUUUGUUGUAAAAAUAUACUAGUAUUACAUAUAUUGUUUUUCUACCCAAACCAAAAAUCAGCAGUGAGGUGACGUUGUUGUGUAAUGUCACUGAACAUUUUGACAAAAAAUGUAAAAUAUUAAAAAGCCCAACAAUACUGGCACAGUUCUUUUAAAAGUUA
Xenopus tropicalis (tropical clawed frog) is the source of this 4763-nucleotide messenger RNA. RefSeq names its product adenosine monophosphate deaminase 2 (gene ampd2). Gene Ontology annotation, molecular function: deaminase activity; AMP deaminase activity. The record is from RefSeq and is a predicted model, not a curated record. The coding region runs from base 312 to 2807 and encodes 831 amino acids. Lineage: Eukaryota; Metazoa; Chordata; Amphibia; Anura; Pipidae. Gene Ontology annotation, biological process: purine ribonucleoside monophosphate biosynthetic process; purine ribonucleotide salvage; IMP biosynthetic process. The transcript is spliced from 18 exons.